Coniosporium apollinis CBS 100218 is the source of this 2598-nucleotide messenger RNA. RefSeq lists its product as uncharacterized. Gene Ontology annotation, biological process: interstrand cross-link repair. Bases 1 to 2598 code for a protein of 865 amino acids. The record is from RefSeq and is a predicted model, not a curated record. The transcript is spliced from 2 exons. NCBI's taxonomy places the organism in Eukaryota, Fungi, Ascomycota, Dothideomycetes. Gene Ontology annotation, cellular component: nucleus. Gene Ontology annotation, molecular function: flap-structured DNA binding; 5'-3' exonuclease activity; 5'-flap endonuclease activity.
AUGGUCCUGCAGAUUGUCAGUCCCUCUAAGCACAACCAGAUGCUUGGUCGCCGCAUCAAACAUCCCAAGUCCACCAAUUUCGACGACGAUGGCGCCAGCAGCUCUCCACGGCCAGUAAAGCGCUCCAAGCAGUCCGAAACCGACGACACGUCCGAUUAUGAAAGCAGACCUUCCUCGCCGAAGCCCACUCCGCGAGACAUACCCGACCCAGAUGCUGAUGUUGAUGAGAAGGGUACGGAGGUGCUCUCGUCGGGACGACAGACAGAUCUGGAGAGCGCUUUGCCGCCUAUAAGGACAGACAAGGAAGCAGUCGAGGAAUAUGAAGCGCAGCGGGCGGCAGAGGGGGCCGAGGCUGCGGAUGCCGAAGGGCGGUUGAGAGACCGCAAACGGACUCGAGGGAAGAGCUCGAUUUAUGUUGAUGCAUUCAACAUGGCAUUGGAGACUGUGCUUUUGGAUGAAAGCCAUCUUUUCGACGAGGCGGAGACAGCUGUCUUCAGCUAUUGGCAAGCAUUGAGUUACGAGGCGCAGUAUUUAUAUGUCCGCCUAUUCCUCCGUAAAACUUCUGCUUGGCACCGUAUAAACCGAUUGGGCUACCAUAGUGACGUCGCAGAUAUCAGUGCAGCUAUCAAAUCAUUGCAGGAGUCGCGUACGCUCCCAGCGUCCUCGGCGGAACCAUUGAUAAGCCCUGGCGAACUUGAGCCUCCUCCAGGCACAAAACUCGGACCCUUAUUUACAUUUGCAGACAGGUCGGAAGAUGAGAUCACAACUUUAGAAGAAGCGUCGUCGCUGCUAAGAUUGGACGAGCUCAAGACACUGGCUAAAGACGCAAAAGUGAAUGGAAGGAACAAAACAGAAUUGUUGAGAGCCCUGCGGCGCACCAGCCAAAAGCAGACAGGAAUAGGAUGGAGAAGUCUGAAGCGUUCAGAUACAGAAACAUCCAUCAGAUCUGCUUCGGUAAUGGAUGAUGAUGAGGAUGGUGGAACGGCUACGCCACAAGAUGAAGACGAACUCUCCGCGAUGAAUCGAGAUGCUCAUUUUGUCCGUAAGAUCAUGAGCGAAACUGGACCAUAUAUUAGGCUAUCCUCAGCCACACUGAAGCUUUUCGAACGGGUGCAUUUGGUAUUCUACAGGUCUACCGAAUGGACAGAGAAAUCUCUUACGACAAUAAUACUUGCGAAAAUCGCCAGACGUAACUUUCCACAAUACAUUGUCUGCCGGUCAGCUAACGUCUUUGCGUCGCGCGCUUUGCUACUCGAAUUUGAAGCAUCUCUACGGACACAGUUUCGAGUUGAUAACGUUCUAGAAUUCAGCGGCCGACCGAGUCACGAAGACCUGCACGCCAUCCUCGAAGUUUUUGAGGAAGUAUAUCCACGUUGGAGAGCCUUGCUGCAGGACGAACAGGAAAAGGAAGACAAUAUUUACCUGAGCGGCGAAGGCGCCUACCUGCGGCGACUCUCGCCUGCUUGGGUAUACACCCGCAUCGCCCACAAAGCAGUGUAUGUCUUUGGAAAAUUGAAAGAGCACAAGCGCGAGCAUGAGUUGCUUACAGAGCUGCUUGAUCAGCGGUUGUUCCACGCGUCUCGCCGCGGCGCAUGGUAUCAACGGAAAGCGCUUCUCGAGGAGCACUACAUGUGGGCCCUGAGUCCCUCAGCUAGCCGCAGCGAAGAGGCACAGAAGAAGCACUGGAAGCGCAUCGCGCUCCGAACUUGUGAAGAGGGGCUUCAGGACAAUCUUGUGCAUGUCAUCCACCAUUACGACCUUCAAAAACGUGUCACCAAACUCGAGAAGGUUCUCAAAGUUGCUAAACGCGCUCAGCAUGACUUUACCCACGUUCGACUCGCUGCAGCUGUCGAAGUUACGGUCGAAGGCAUCCGCAUCGCGAGAGAGCUGCCACGCCCGCAGACCUCGAAUGGCACCAGCAGUAGACGAAACAGCUCGCCGUUUCCUGACAGGAGAGGGGCCAAGACCAUCUGGCUUGAUUCGGCGGAAGACAACGGCGAGUGUUCCGUCGAGGCUAUGUGCCUGAGUGACUACCGGUCGAGAGGCUGGAAGGGCUAUCACAGCGAGGGCGGCAUCGUCCGCACGCUUUUUGCUUAUCUAUUCUAUGAUGUAUUGUUCACUUACAUUCCGAAUGUUUUCCAAACACUGUAUCAGACAUGCCCGCUGGAUCUUCACACGGAUGCUUUCUAUCCUAGUCGAAUCAGCGAGAUCAACCGCCGCCUGGCGCAGAUUGGAAACGGCGAGGCGGGCAACCUAAUUCAACGAGUAUGGGACGAGCACUAUGAGAAGAAGACUUGUGUCGUUGGACUCGACUGGGCUUUCGAACUCAGCGACUUAUUAGAGAUUGUCGGGUGCUUUGACGGGGAAGCAUUAGGCGCGAUUUGCAAGGUCAUGGCGCAAGAGUACGGUCAGCGUGGUGGGGGAGUUCCAGACCUCUUCCUAUGGCACCCGGAAAGGAAGAGAGUCAUGUUUGCUGAGGUCAAGAGCGAGAACGACAGGCUGAGCGAUACGCAGCGGCUGUGGAUACAUGUGCUCACCGGCGCUGGCGUACGGGUGGAGCUGUGCAAUGCUGUUGCAAAGGAGGUGAGAUCCGGGUAG